UAAAACAUCGAGUUUGAUUGAUGGAACGAAAAAUGAUGUUGAAAUACAAUUUUAUACGUUUGCAUGUAAAUAGUAAGCUUGCAUAAUACCAAUUUGUGCGUAGGUUACGUCUAGUUGUUAAAUGAGACUGCGGUAUAGUGUGGUGAUUGUUACUUUCACCUUCGUACGUAGUUGACCAAUACACGUUAUGGGAAUUUCAAUAUUUACAAUAGUCAACCAAUAGCUGAUAGUCAUAUUCAAGUUCAACAUAAGUGGACACUAUAUUUUGCCACGUACUUUUGAGUUAUAUACCGAACCGAGAGCUAAACGCAUAUCGUAAUUGAAGUUGGUUGAUCUUUCAUUUGAAUUAUGUUAAUCAAGGUAGAUUAAUAAAACAGACGAUAAAAAUUAUUCACAAUGGGUAUGCAAACGCAUAUCAAUGAGGACCGGAAUAUGUCAGAAUAUCUGUACAAUCCAGAUAUACUGCAAAAGUUGGAUUUCAGUAAGAGCCCAGCUGUUUUCAAACCAAAAAUCAGUGCAGCAAAUCCAGGUGCAGAAUGGAUGGUAGUGAGACCAUUGCAGCGAGCAGACUUUGACAAAGGGUUCCUACAGUUGCUCAGCCAAUUGACCAGCACUGGCAGCAUCACAAGAAAACAGUUUGAUGAACGUUUCACACAAAUGAAAAUGUCCGGUGGCCAUUAUGUUACGGUGAUUGAGGACACGCGUUCGUCAAAGAUCAUCGGAGCAGCUACACUGACGGUGGAACAGAAAUUCAUUCACAACUGCUCACUUCGUGGUCGCUUAGAAGAUGUUGUAGUAAAUGACACAUACAGAGGGCAACAGUUAGGAAAAUUAAUAGUGGUGACAGUGUCACUGCUGGCCCAGGAGUUGGGCUGCUAUAAGAUGUCACUUGACUGCAAAGACAAGCUGAUCAAGUUCUAUGAGACACUCGGGUACAAGCUUGAGCCUGGUAACUCUAACGCUAUGAAUAUGAGAUUCGAGGAUCCCUCUUGACAAUUAGCCGCUGGGGCGUCCGACCUGCGCUCUAAACUGUAAGUUACGCCACAGCCGAGCAGCUCGCAACAACGUUAUACUCUCACCAGUUCUCACUGAUGAAACAUACACAAAAUAUGUUGGUCAACGUGUUUAGUGUGAAUGUUUCGUCAGUGCGCACUCGCGGUCACUAUUAUCACACUUUCGCUUUCUCUUGUUUCACUCGAUGUAUUUUGUAAAAUUUUCAUAUUACUUUUAACAGCUUUAAAAAAUUUUCAAUUACGAGAUAAAUGAUCUUCUGAUGGUGCUUAAUUAAUUUGAUAACUUUAAACUCUCAUGUUAAAGAAAUUUUUUCGGAGUUGAUGAAGUAAUAGAAAAAAAUGCUUUAUUUCAUAACUGAUUGUUUAGUCAAUUAAAAUUCAUUGGAAAAUCUCCGCUUUACUCCUUAUGUUAACGUUUGUUGCGUUUCCUGCUUAGUUGUGUUUGUAAUAACAGUUGCGGGGUCAAUUUUUCUAUCUAUCAAUAUAUUUGUUGGCCAA
Messenger RNA from Papilio polytes (common Mormon), 1511 nucleotides. It is a transcript of the gene Gnpnat, whose product is annotated as probable glucosamine 6-phosphate N-acetyltransferase. NCBI's taxonomy places the organism in Eukaryota, Metazoa, Arthropoda, Insecta, Lepidoptera, Papilionidae. The coding region runs from base 397 to 993 and encodes 198 amino acids. Gene Ontology annotation, biological process: UDP-N-acetylglucosamine biosynthetic process. Gene Ontology annotation, molecular function: monosaccharide binding; glucosamine 6-phosphate N-acetyltransferase activity. Gene Ontology annotation, cellular component: Golgi apparatus; endoplasmic reticulum-Golgi intermediate compartment; endoplasmic reticulum. The transcript is spliced from 6 exons. The record is from RefSeq and is a predicted model, not a curated record.